CCCCCCCUCAGUCAAGUCUAGGAGCACUUGGUGACUCAGUGCCAUGUCAGAGACUUUGAUAACGGGGCAGUCAUCGGAGGGUUUGCUGGCAGACUUUGAGACGUUGCUGAACUCUGGGAGCAUCAACUUGGGCGAGGACCACCAGAUAGUGAUCAUCACCAGCCCCAGCAAUGAGGGGCUCCACCCGGCUGCCGCCCCCACCAGCACAGGGGAAAUCCUGCUGUUCGCCACGCCACAGGGCCCAGCCGAUGUGGGGGGCCAGGACAAGAGGCGACCCUCUCUAGGAAGACCUCCGGUGAAGAGGAAGUUGGACCUGGACAGUGACCAUCAGUAUGUCAGCACCACCCGUCCACCCACAGGUCAAGCUCCACCUUCCACGCCAGCUCCUCCAAGAGUCCCCCAACACAAGACGGAGAGGUCCCGGUAUGACACGUCCUUGAACCUGACCACCAAGCGCUUUCUGAACCUGCUCUCUCAGUCGGAUGAUGGUGUGGUGGAUCUGAACUGGGCCUCGCAGGUCCUGGACGUCCAGAAGAGACGCAUCUAUGACAUCACAAACGUCCUAGAGGGGAUCCAGCUCAUCUCCAAGAAGUCCAAGAACAACAUCCAGUGGCUUGGUAAUCGAAUUGAUGCCAGCCUGGUUUCUCGGCACAAGGAGCUGCAGAGGGAGGUGUGCGACCUCACGGAGGCCGAGGAGCAGCUGGAUGAGCUCAUUUCCAAAUGCACCCUGCAGCUCCGGCUGCUCACAGAGGACCCACAGAACAAGAAGCUGGGUUACGUGCGCUGCCAGGACCUGAGGAAAUCGUCCGACUCUCCGGAGCAGCUGGUCAUGGUGAUCAGAGCUCCGCCCGAGACUCAGAUGCAGGUUUCAGACCCCAGCGAGCUAACAGCGCGGCGUGUCUGCGUCUCCCAGGGUUACCAGGUGUCGCUCAAGAGCACGCAGGGUCCGAUAGACGUCUUCCUCUGUCCGGAAGACAGUUCUGGCGUGUGCAGCCCUGUGACAGGAAGCAGUCCCUCGAAAACCAACGCUGACACGUCCCCAGACACCCCUUCCUCAGAAACUGCAGAGCUGUUGCAGUCUAGAACGUGCACAGCUGCCCAGGAGGUGGUUGCAUCAUCGCCCGCGUCCACAUCGUCUACAGCAACGGCAGCGUCGCAGCAGGACGCUUCAUCGCUGGUGUUAGGUGGUGACACAGAAUCUCUCCUGGGGGGCGACCCGUUCUCCAGCCUCGGAGACAUCACAGACUUUGAUCUCUCGCCCCUCUCGUCCUCGGACCUCCUGAACGGAGAGGGUCUUCCCCUCCCGUUGGAAAGUUUCAUCAACCUGUCCCCUCCUCACAGCCACGAUUACCACUUCGGACUGGAGGACCAUGAAGGCAUCAGCGAACUGUUCGACUGUGACUUUGGCGACCUGUCGCACGUUUUGGGGGACGGCUAGACGA
Messenger RNA from Nematolebias whitei (Rio pearlfish), 1442 nucleotides. It is a transcript of the gene e2f1, whose product is annotated as E2F transcription factor 1. Bases 44 to 1438 code for a protein of 464 amino acids. The record is from RefSeq and is a predicted model, not a curated record. NCBI's taxonomy places the organism in Eukaryota, Metazoa, Chordata, Actinopteri, Cyprinodontiformes, Rivulidae. Gene Ontology annotation, biological process: G1/S transition of mitotic cell cycle; regulation of transcription by RNA polymerase II. Gene Ontology annotation, molecular function: RNA polymerase II cis-regulatory region sequence-specific DNA binding; protein dimerization activity; DNA-binding transcription factor activity, RNA polymerase II-specific. The transcript has 7 exons. Gene Ontology annotation, cellular component: Rb-E2F complex.